CGCAUCACCCUCCCGCAUACCCCUCUCUCCUCCCCCCACCCCUCUAUCACCCUCACCAUGUCGCUCGCCAGGGUCGCUACGCCUUGCCGAUCCUCCCUCCUCCGGACAGCAGCCGCUUCCCCCGUUAGCGCAGCCAUCGCAAGGAGGGGAUACGCUACUCAAAAGGUGGACAACAUCCCACUUGCUGCCUACGACAACGGAUCACCUACCUCAGCUGUCACAGUCGCAAUCAGGGCCGGAGCUCGCUAUGAGACCAGCCCCGGAAUCGCAAAUGGUCUGAAGCACUUCCUGUUCAAGUCAAAUGCCAAGCGAUCUGCUCUGCGACUGGUUCGAGAGUCUGAGCUGUACGGUGGUCUUCUAUCCACCUCGCUCUCGAAGGAGCACCUGUUCCUGACCGCUGAAUUCCUGCGUGGUGACGAGGACUUCUUCGUCGAGAUUCUAGGAGAUGUUUUGUCCAGCUCCAAAUUCGCUACGCACGAGUUCAACGAGGAGGUCCUGCCCGCCUCUCGCGCCGAGUACGAGCAGGUAGCAGGCAACCCUUCCAUUCUUGGCUUCGAUGUCCUCACUCAGACCGCUUACAGGCAGCGAGGUCUGGGCGCUUCCCUCUACGCCAGCCCCUCUUCCCCCAUCAGCGCCUCUGGUGUCAGCUCGUAUGCCAAGGGAGCCUUCGCCAGGGACAACAUUGCCGUCUUCGGUACCGGAAUCACACAAGACAAGCUCUCCUCUCUGGUGUCCAAGAGCUUCUCUGGUGUUCCUGGCACAUCAACCGGCGCCCUGAAUGCCGGUCCCUCUACCUACUUCGGAGGCGAGCAACGAGUAGACUUUGCCCCUCACCACGCCGACAGCCCCAAGGCCCACAACGGCCACUUCUUCCUCGCCUUCGAAGGUGGCUCUUCGCCAGAGUUCGCCGUGCUGCGCGCCCUGCUAGGUGGUGAAUCCAGUGUCAAGUGGUCCAAGGGUCUUUCGCCCCUGGCUCAGGCCGCUGCCAAGGUGAAUGGAGGACACGCCGAGGCCUUCAACCUGACUUUCAGCGAUUCCGGAUUGAUCGGUGCCUACAUCACUGCCCCCACUGCCACGCUGCCUGCUCUGGCAAAGGAGGUGGCCGGUGCAUUCAAGUCGGCUGCAUCGAGCGUCUCGUCAGAAGACCUGCAGAGGGCCAUUGCCAAGGCCAAAUUUGACCUGACCAGCCAGAUGGAGACCAAGGAGCACGGUAGGGCAUUUGUCGGUGCCGCCCUGUUGAACAAGGGAUCAGUGGUCAUGAGUGACGAGGUCGUCUCUCAGCUCGAGGGCGUAAAGGCUCAGGGACUCAGUGCAGCCGUGGACAAGAUGCUGAAGGGCAAGGCUACCACUGUGGCCAUUGGAGAUGUUCGUCAGCUGCCUUACGCCGACGACCUUUUGUAAAAGCAACAAAAGAGGAUUUGGUGCGGAGAUGAGGAGGAGAUGCGGAGCAGGGAAAGGGGGAG
Molecule: messenger RNA, 1463 nt
Organism: Microstroma glucosiphilum
Lineage: Eukaryota; Fungi; Basidiomycota; Exobasidiomycetes; Microstromatales; Microstromataceae
Product: LuxS/MPP-like metallohydrolase
Exons: 5
Coding region: 58-1401 (447 amino acids)
Cellular component (GO): mitochondrion
Molecular function (GO): metal ion binding
Source: RefSeq, a predicted model, not a curated record